ACUUCACAAAACGUCGUGCUCUCAACGAUGGCACAAAUGGCGACCAUAGCGACGUCUGAUCUAAUGUGACAUAUAAACCGCUAGAACAUAUACCUAGAGAAUUAGGUCCAACGGUCUGAUGUACCACGUAAUUGUCAUUACAGCUGAGAGCUCAACCCAUCCCCUAAAAUUUUGAAAUACUCAGCACCCACGAUAUGUUAAAACAAUGUCAUUGGAUCUCGUUACUUGUGUGCAGUUAAUCAGGACAAAUUUAGUGUGAUUCUCAAGAUUGGGGGGACGAAUGUUGAUAUACAAUGGCGGUGAACGCGAACGUAUUGUCCAGUGAUAUAAGCAGACGAAAUCCCCAGGAUGAUUACGAACUCAUUCAGAGAAUUGGCAGUGGCACUUACGGAGAUGUUUACAAGGCUAAGAGACUUUCUAUGAAUGAUUUAGCUGCUAUUAAAGUCAUUAAGCUAGAACCUGGCGAUGAUUUUGCGAUAAUCCAGCAAGAAAUUCUCAUGAUGAAGGACUGCAAACACCCCAAUAUAAUAGCCUAUUACGGUAGUUACCUCAGACGAGAUAAAUUGUGGAUAUGCAUGGAAUACUGUGGUGGUGGAUCCCUCCAAGAUAUCUACCACAUAACAGGCCCACUGACUGAAAUUCAAAUAGCCUACAUGUGUCGAGAGACCCUGCUCGGUUUAGCAUACCUCCACGACAUGGGGAAGAUGCAUCGUGACAUUAAAGGAGCGAAUAUUCUUCUGACUGAGGCUGGUGAUGUAAAACUUGCGGAUUUCGGUGUAUCAGCGCAGAUAACUGCGACGAUAAACAAGAGGAAAAGCUUCAUAGGGACACCUUACUGGAUGGCCCCUGAAGUGGCAGCUGUGGAAAGAAAGGGAGGUUACAAUCAGCUGUGCGACAUCUGGGCCUGUGGCAUUACAGCCAUCGAGCUGGCUGAGCUCCAACCCCCGAUGUUUGAUCUGCACCCUAUGAGGGCUCUCUUCCUCAUGUCGAAGUCUAGCUUCAAACCACCGACACUGAAAGAUCGGGACAAGUGGAGUCCAAUAUUUCAUAAUUUUGUCAAGGUCGCCUUGACCAAAAACCCGAAAAAAAGACCGACAGCUGCCAAAUUACUGGCCCACGGAUUUUUUCAGGAGGAUAUGAGUAAGAGACUCGCUCUUGAGCUCUUGCAGAAGGUGUCUAACCCCAGCCACAUGUUCACUGAACUUGAUGCUGAUGAUGAUGGGGCUGUGCCCAAUGUUCCUCAGAGAAUUGCGUCUAGACAUACUGCUGCUAGAGCUACACCAAAAAACUUUGUAUCGCAGUUAGAUAGUGAUGAUCAAAUAAAUCUUGAGAGUGGUACAAUCAGAGGAUCUACUCCCUCAUCACAGCCAGAUGGUAGCAAUCCAGUCUGGGAUAUAAUGGAUAUCAUGAAUAACGUGAAGACUGUUCAUAACUGUGAUGUUCACCCCGACUGUGGAAUUGGCACAGCAUUCGAUGAUGUCCAAGAGAAUAGUAGAGCAUUGUCCCGCCGAAGCAAAACAGGCCUCGAAAUAUUGCAUAUGAGCCUCAGGAGUCUAUUGCAGUACAUUGAUGAGGAGUUGUUGCUAAGGGGAAAUGCAAUGUCGAUGAUCGAUGGACAUUGCGACCAGCUAUACUCCCUGCAGGCAACUCUGCCACUGGGGGAGACAUCCAACGAGUGCGAACUUCAUCAUGGGUAUUAUGGCAAUCUGGCAGGGUCACAAGCAAGUCCCAGGCGUCACAGCUCUGUGGACGAGUUGUACAGUCUUGUGAGCGGUACAUUGUCACUGUCAUCUGUUAAUGGACAACGCCAGCGUUCGUUAUCCGACAGUGGGCCUAGGGAUGAUUCAACGAGGUGUAAUGGUGAAAAAGAGGAGUCGGGGGAUGGAGAGAACCCGAGUAUGGAGCCGGAUUUGUUAUCGGAUACCCCACCUGUACCACCCAGACGGAGGGAUCGGAAGAGACAUACACCACCUCGGCCUACCAGCAACGGUCUACCUCCGACGCCUAAAGUACACAUGGGAGCCUGUUUUUCCAAAGUAUUCAAUGGAUGCCCUCUCAGAAUACAUUGUACAGCCAGUUGGAUCCACCCGGAUACGCGAGAUCAACACCUGCUGAUUGCAGCUGAAGAGGGAAUUUAUAAUUUGAAUCUCAACGAGAUUCAUGAGACCGCGAUAGACCAGUUGUAUCCUAGAAGAACGAUAUGGAUGUAUGUCAUCAAGGAUGUUCUAAUGUCUCUGUCAGGAAAAACUCCACAGCUGUACCGGCAUGAUUUAUUAGCAAUGCAGAGUAAACAAUCCCACAGAUUUUCAUUGCAUAUGAAUAAAAUACCGGAGCGCUUGGUGCCCCGUAAAUUCGCUCUUACGACAAAAGUACCAGAUACAAAAGGCUGCGGCAAGUGUUGCGUGGGUCGCAAUCCAUACAACGGUUACAAGUACCUGUGUGGAGCAAUGCCAGCUGGUAUCUUUCUCAUGCAGUGGUACGAUCCCCUCAACAAAUUCAUGCUGCUCAAACACUUCGAGUGCCCCCUACCAUCGCCCCUCAAUGUAUUUGAGAUGGUAAUAACGCCGGAAAUGGAGUAUCCCAUGGUUUGUGUAUCAGUUAAACAGGCCUAUCAGCAAAACAAAUUGAAACUCGAUUUGAUUAAUAUGAACUCUGGAGCCAGUUGGUUUCACAGUGAUGAGUUGGAGGACAUUGAUGGCUCAGCUACGGUUAUCCCUAGGCGGGAGAAUCUUCAGGUCAUCAAUGUCACGCAGUUCGACAAGGAUUCCAUUCUUGUUUGUCACGAUAAUGUCGUCAAGUUUGUUAAUCUUCAGGGUAAACCUCGGACCAGUAAAAAGCAGUUAUCAGAACUUCAAUUCAAUUUUCAAAUUGAAUCAAUAAUUUGCCUUCCUGACAGUGUUCUUGCAUUUCACAAGCACGGAAUGCAGGGGAGGAGUUACAAAAAUGGAGAGAUAACGCAAGAAAUCAGUGAUCCUAGUAGAACAUACAGGCUGCUUGGUUCUGACAAAGUCGUUAUGUUAGAAAGCCACCUAGUUCACUCGGGUACAUUGACUGAGACUGAAGGAGCAGAUUUGUAUAUAUUAGCUGGGCAUGAAGCCAGUUAUUAAAUAUUUUUAAAAAUUUCCAAUUCUUAGCUGUUCUUCAGGCACAUUAUAAAAGUCAGCGAUUGAAAAUGAAGAAAAGUAUUUCAAUCGGAGAAGAAUUGAUACAUUUUUCGAGUUUUCACUGCGAUUUUUCGUCGAGAUGAUGUGAUAUCGCAGAAUUGUUGAUAGAAAAUUUAAAGAAGUUGGUUAAUUCUCGAUAUCGUCAUCCCAGCGUCGUAUUAUCGAUCGUAUUAUUAUUUAAAUGGAAUAAUAAUUGAUUUAGCACUUUACACUGGAAUAAUGUGAUAGAUAUUCUUAAAUUCCAGCUUUUGAUGAUAUAUUUACUAGAUAAUUGAUUAAUUUCUCACGAGUUUAUUCAAUUAUAAUGGCGGUAUUUACUAUUUAUCCUUCCGCUUUUAAUCUAGUGAUUGACAAAAGAGAUUAUAACACUAUCCAUAGAUUUAAUGAGAACAAAUAUCCAACACAAUCAAUGUGCUUAUCGAUACUUAUCAUUAUGUUCGUUCAAUACUGAAUGUAAUCCAAGGAUUCCACUGCUUGUCAUAAAAUAUCAUUUCCAUUAUAUCCACUCAAAUGCUAAAAUAUUAUGAAAAAAAUGGUGAAAUUGAAAUAUCAAAUGGGUGUGCCGGAAGUACGUGUUCUUGGAUUUAAUUCAAAUGCUUCGAAACUAUUUUUCAUAAAUAGAGUAACUAUAUUUCAUUUAAAAAUUGAGAGAUUCGAAUUAUUCUUGUAUGUAAAUAAUAGCGUUACAACGUUCAAAUAACGGUUUUAAAAUUAACGAAUAUCUUCGAGUGAUUGUAUAUAUGUAUAGUUAUUGACAGAUGUGUAUUUUUUUUUCAAUUAAAAAGUGAAAAGAAAACGAGA
Molecule: messenger RNA, 3965 nt
Organism: Diachasmimorpha longicaudata
Lineage: Eukaryota; Metazoa; Arthropoda; Insecta; Hymenoptera; Braconidae
Gene: hppy
Product: happyhour
Exons: 16
Coding region: 294-3107 (937 amino acids)
Biological process (GO): protein phosphorylation; intracellular signal transduction
Cellular component (GO): cytoplasm
Molecular function (GO): MAP kinase kinase kinase kinase activity; ATP binding
Source: RefSeq, a predicted model, not a curated record